Messenger RNA from Closterium sp. Yama58-4, 279 nucleotides. Lineage: Eukaryota; Viridiplantae; Streptophyta; Zygnematophyceae; Desmidiales; Closteriaceae. The record is from the annotation of a GenBank genome assembly.
AUGAAAGCCGUAGACGCCCUCGCCCCGCCCCACCCCUACGACCUCGUCCUCAUGGAUCUCCAGAUGCCGGGCAUGGAUGGGCUGGAGGCGACUCGGAGGAUCCGGGCGCGGGAGAGGGCUGAGGGCGGGGGGCAUGUGGCCAUCAUUGCGCUCACAGCGGAUGUGAUUGCCGGCACGCGCCAGCAAUGCUUUGCUGUCGGCAUGGAUGACUACCUCUCCAAACCCCUCGAUGACGGCCCCCUUUCCCAUUCCGUCUGGCACUGCCUCGCAAACACUUGA